ACGGCAUGUUUUCUUGGAUCAGCCCCCUGCAGAGGCAAAGAAAGGCCUGCCGUAUGUUAAUGGGCCUACUUCCGUAAAGGUGCUGGAGCAAGAUGUGGUUCUCCAGUCCAUUGACCGUGCCAUCGAGGCUGUGCACAAUGCAGCCAUGAAGAAUGGAGGCAAGUACAACCUGGAGCAGAGAGAUGUCCUGCAAAAACUGAUCCAUCACCGGAAGGAGACUGUGUCCCGCAAAGGUCAUUCACCUAGCCCUCAGGGGAUGGUUAUGACCCAGUCCUCCAGCGAUCACCAUCUGGAUGUGGCGCGGCAGCCCAACGGGGUGUGCCGGACGGGAUACGAGCGACAUCACAGUCUUCCAAACACUGAGUUUGAGGAGGAGGAUGAAGGCCUGUAUCAGAUCCCACCACAGCCCCGGCGUGCGGCCCCCAUCACGCCCCCACCUCCAGAGAAACGCAAGAACGCACAGAUUGCUGCACCUAUUAAAAAUGCUGUUGAAAUUAUCUCUGGGUCAGCUUCUAGCGCCUCCUCUAUAAGCACAACGUCCCUGGAUACCUUGUACACUGCUUCUUCUGCGUCAGAAACCGCUCUCCCAACGGCCACGUCCAGUCCUGCCAACACGCCUCCCCCUGUCCCCAGCCGGAGUGUUCACACCACCAUAACGCGCAAUUUGGAUGCAAGCUCAGUGGCCCACCCCCGUUAUGGGACUUCCCCAAAGGAGGGGGCUAGCAAAUCUCCCCAGACCAAGCGGGCUGCCCCCGCGCCACCCACUGAAGGAGGGGUUCAGAGGUCCGGUGCUACAGAUAGGGAGAAGGAUCCUCAGGUCAAGAAAGCUGCCCCGGCUUCCCCUGCGAGCCUUGACGCUUUCAGCGCGCUCUGCCUUGACGACAAGAAGGCGGCCGCGGUGGAGCCCACAGCGCCAGAGCCCAGUGGCCUGACCACGUCCGUGCCCAAGACAAUCGGGGCCGAGCUGAUCGAGCUGGUGCGCAGGAACACCAACCUCAGCUACGAGCUGUCCCGCGUGGCCAUCGGCGUGGUCAUCGGCCACAUCCAGACCUCCAUCCCGGCAACCAGCAGCAUCAUGGAACAGAUUCUUAUCUCCGUGGUGGAGAGUAAGAAUCUGAGCUCUGGGCUGCCCUCAGGACAGGUUUGCCAUGACGAGCAGAGGCUGGAGGUGAUCUUCACAGAUCUGGCCAGGCACAAGGAUGAUGCUCAGCAGCGCAGCUGGGCACUCUAUGAGGAUGAAAACGUCAUCUGCUGUUACCUGGAGGAGCUGCUUCGCAUCCUGACAGAUGCAGACCCAGACGUUUGCAAGAAAAUGUGCAAGAAGAAUGAGUUUGAAUCAGUCCUGUCCCUUGUGGCAUAUUAUCAGAUGGAACACAGGGUGCCGUUACGGCUGCUGCUGUUGAAGUGCUUUGGAGCAAUGUGCAACUUGGACGCUGCGGUUAUCUCAAUGCUUGUAAACUCUGUGCUGCCAAUGGAGCUGGCCCGUGACAUGCAGACUCACACGCAAGAUCAUCAAAAGAUGUGUUAUUCUGCACUGGUGCUGGCAAUGAUAUUCUCCAUGGGGGAGCCACUGCCGUAUCAUCACUACGAACAUCUCAACUCACAGUUUGUGCAGUUCCUGCUGGAUGUGAUUGAGGACGGACUGCCCUCAGACACCACUGACCAGCUGCCCGACUUAUUUGUCAAUGUCCUUCUGGCCUUCAACCUUCACAUUCCAGUUCCAGAACACAGUGUGAUCAUGACUACAAUAAGCAAGCACUCAAAUGUCAAGACUUUCACAGAAAAACUACUGCUGCUGCUGAACAGGGGAGAUGAUCCAGUUUGUAUCUUCAAGCAUCAGCCUCAGCCACCGCACUCAGUGCUGAAGUUUCUGCAGGACAUCUUUGCCAGCAAGGAUACGGCCAGCAUCUUCUACCACACUGACAUGAUGGUCCUGAUAGACAUCUUGGUGCGACAGAUCGCUGAUCUCUCCCCUGGAGACAAGCUGAGGAUGGAGUAUCUGUCUCUGAUGCACGCCAUCAUCCGCUCCACACCAUAUCUGCAGCACCAGCAUCGCCUCUCUGACCUGCAGGGCAUCUUGCAGCGUAUCCUAGGAGAGGAGGAGGAGGGGCAGCAGUGCCAGAUGGACAAACUGAUCAUCUUGGAAAUUUAUAAAGAGUUUCCAGAAAUCUCUCCGGGUACCAGCUAACCGCUCCUUGGCUUGGACUGGAGUUUGAACCACUUGGAUCAAAGACGUCUCUUGUUGACACUUUCUCCCCAUUCCCUUCCAGUACAGCUCAUACCUUAUAUUCCUCCGUGCGAGGCCUAAGGUUUGGACAGAGUGUUCAUGGCCCUUUAGAAAUGCCAGCGGCAGGGGGGGCAUGGGAUGCCCCCGGGGCCUGGUGCUCUGGGGACGUUAGCGCUGGGUAGAGCGGGGUGGGCGCUAGCUCGAGGUUUGCACACAAGAUGUGGUACAGGAGGGUAUUUAACCAGCUGGUGUUGACAGAAGGGCAGAGAGCUUGUGAGGGACUUGGCGGUCUGGAUGGUUGUGUGCGUGUAGCUACGCUGGUGUCCCGAGGUCCUGGAGCGAAAGGCCUUUGCCUUAGGGUAUCACUUCUUUUCCAUGUGCAUCUCUCCCUGCAGUGACCAAGUGGAGUCCUCUGGUGCUUGGAAGAAGCUUUCGUAACAUCUGUUUUGUUUUCUGCUGCUAGUGCCAAGCCCUGCCAAGGGAGGUAGCUUGCUCGCUGUCUAACGCCUUGCCUGGUGAGCCUUUCGCUCCCUCCUGGCUCUCAGCUUCGACCC
This is a messenger RNA of Struthio camelus australis, 2781 nucleotides long. It is a transcript of the gene NCKIPSD, whose product is annotated as NCK interacting protein with SH3 domain. NCBI's taxonomy places the organism in Eukaryota, Metazoa, Chordata, Aves, Struthioniformes, Struthionidae. The record is from RefSeq and is a predicted model, not a curated record. Gene Ontology annotation, molecular function: protein binding; Arp2/3 complex binding. Gene Ontology annotation, biological process: endocytosis.